GUUGUGUUAGUCGUUUGCUUUGAGUUUGAUGAUGGAGAUGAGCAUGUUGGCUUCGUUCCCUGGUUACACAAAACCCUUUGCAAUUGCAAGAGUAAACCCUUAUCUUCCUAAGCUCAGGGCAUCUUCUCUGCGCCAUGACUACCCCCUUGCAAGCAAAAUUAUUGUUAAAAAUUUACCAUACUCUACCGGUGAGACCACUUUGCAGAAGGAAUUUUCAAAUUUUGGCAAGAUAGCUGAAGUGAAAAUGGUUAAAGAUGCAAGUACGAAAAAAUCUAAGGGCAUUGCUUUUAUUCAAUAUACAUGCCAAGAUGAGGCUAUGCUUGCACUUGAAACCAUGGAUCAGAAGGAUUUUUAUGGUCGAAAAAUCUAUGUAGAAAUUGCAAAACUGGGUUGGGAUGAAUUUGGUGCACCCCCUAGGGCCUCAGGACCCCCAAAGAAGUGGGAUUUGCCAGAGCAAGGGGAGGUGGUGGAUUGCUGGUACUGAUCGUAAUUGAGUGAAGCUGUAGAAGAAGAGAAAAUGUUGGAACUAUCAAGUUAUACAAUGAUAGCUAUAGGUGUGAUGGAACAUUAUAUUUUAGUGAUAUUGAAGCAAUACUAUAGUUCAUGGUACUCUUCAUUUUGACAUAAAACUGAAGGUGUCUUUUGAAAACCUGUUCCUUUUGACCAAUAUGUGGAGCUCCUGCAACAACAAUUUUACUGUACAUAUAAGACACCAGUGAAUUUCAUUCAGUAGUUUUUGAGUUACUACUCUACAUUUGAAUGAAAUUGUCAU
Abrus precatorius (Indian licorice) is the source of this 772-nucleotide messenger RNA. RefSeq names its product glycine-rich RNA-binding protein 4, mitochondrial. NCBI's taxonomy places the organism in Eukaryota, Viridiplantae, Streptophyta, Magnoliopsida, Fabales, Fabaceae. The record is from RefSeq and is a predicted model, not a curated record. The transcript has 4 exons. Gene Ontology annotation, molecular function: RNA binding. Bases 29 to 484 code for a protein of 151 amino acids.